UCCCUCCCCCUGGCGCGGGCUCAGGAAUCCGCCGAAGGGCGGGCGGAGGCGCCGGGGUGGGCCGCACCGCGGCGGGCGGGGGGCGCUUCCUGGGGCCGCGCGUCCAGGGAGCUGCGCGUCCGCCCGUCUGCCCGCAGGCACUGCUCUGGCCUCCGGAGCCGCGCGCGGGGCCGUCGCGGCCGAGAUGCUUCCUUUCGCCUCCUGCCUGCCCGGGUCUCUGCUGCUCUGGGCGCUGCUGCUGCUGCUCGUGGGGGCAGCGUCUCCGCAGGACUCGGAGGAGCCCGACAGCUUCACGGAAUGCACCGAUGGCUAUGAGUGGGACCCAGACACCCAGCACUGCCGGGAUGUCAACGAGUGCCUGACCAUCCCUGAGGCCUGCAAGGGGGAGAUGAAGUGCAUUAACCACUAUGGGGGCUACUUGUGUCUGCCGCGCUCAGCCGCUGUCAUCAAUGACUUGCAUGGCGAGGGGCCUCCCCCACCGGUGCCCCCCGCUCAGCACCCCAACUCCUGCCCACCAGGCUACGAGCCCGACGAACAGGAGAGCUGUGUGGAUGUGGACGAGUGUGCCCAGGCCUUGCACGACUGUCGACCCAGCCAGGACUGUCAUAACCUGCCCGGCUCGUACGAGUGCACCUGUCCCGACGGCUACCGCAAGAUUGGGCCCGAGUGUGUGGACACCGACGAGUGCCGCUACCGCUACUGCCAGCACCGCUGUGUGAACCUGCCUGGCUCCUUCCGCUGCCAGUGUGAACCAGGCUUCCAGCUGGGGCCCAACAACCGCUCCUGUGUGGAUGUGAACGAGUGUGAGAUGGGUGCCCCUUGCGAGCAGCGCUGCUUCAACUCCUAUGGGACCUUCCUGUGUCGCUGCCACCCGGGUUAUGAACUGCACCGCGACGGCUUCUCCUGCAGUGAUAUUGACGAGUGCAGCUACUCCAGCUAUCUCUGCCAGUACCGCUGCGUCAACGAACCGGGACGGUUCUCCUGCCACUGCCCGCAGGGCUACCAGCUGAUGGCCACACGCCUCUGCCAAGACAUUGAUGAGUGUGAGUCAGCGGCACACCAGUGCUCCGAGGCCCAAACCUGCAUUAACUUCCACGGGGGUUACCGCUGCGUGGACACGAACCGCUGUGUGGAGCCCUACGUUCAGGUGGCUGACAACCGCUGCCUCUGUCCGGCUUCCAACCCCCUGUGUCGGGAGCAGCCCUCGUCCAUUGUGCACCGCUACAUGAGCAUCACGUCGGAGCGCAGCGUGCCGGCCGACGUCUUCCAGAUCCAGGCCACAUCCGUCUACCCUGGCGCCUAUAAUGCCUUUCAGAUCCGUGCGGGAAACUCACAGGGAGACUUCUACAUCAGGCAAAUCAACAACGUUAGUGCCAUGCUGGUCCUGGCUCGGCCUGUGACAGGCCCCCGGGAGUACGUGCUGGACUUGGAGAUGGUCACCAUGAACUCCCUCAUGAGCUACCGGGCCAGCUCCGUGCUGAGACUCACCGUCUUUGUGGGGGCCUACGCUUUCUGAGGGCACGGGAGGGCGCACCCCGCCUGCAGUCCCUGGAGUGAGGGGCUGGAGGAAGUGACAGGCAGUAAAGGGAGAAAGGAGCCUGCUGGCGGUGCAGGUGGGUGGCCCUGGGGAAGGGAGGAGCUCCUGGGAGACCCUGCCCCCAGUGCCAGGCCUGGCUGGGUUGCCUGGGCAGCAGCAGGAGGAGGCCAGGGGUCCCAGCUCUGUCCCAAGGAGACCUCUGCAUAAGCCCUGCAGCUCCCUGGGCCUGCACUCUAAGUUAUAAAAGAGGUAACUGCUC
Messenger RNA from Ochotona princeps (American pika), 1796 nucleotides. It is a transcript of the gene EFEMP2, whose product is annotated as EGF containing fibulin extracellular matrix protein 2. Gene Ontology annotation, molecular function: calcium ion binding. The transcript is spliced from 11 exons. Bases 185 to 1516 code for a protein of 443 amino acids. Lineage: Eukaryota; Metazoa; Chordata; Mammalia; Lagomorpha; Ochotonidae. The record is from RefSeq and is a predicted model, not a curated record.